AUGGAGGAUGGGAAGAAUGCGUUUCUGUUCCACCUAUUCUCCUCCGGAGAGAGUGAACAGGCAGGGGAACAAAAAGUUAAGGUAACGAAUUAUAGGUUCAUCAAAUUGCCAAGCAUAAGCGAGCCACACAAAUGUGUGCUAUACCACUACAGUGAAAGGAGCAACUUGCUGUACCUGCUGGAACGGAAUUAUUUUAAUCCAAAAAUUGAGUCCAUAAAACAUGAAAAUGAAAAAAUAAACAAAAGUUGUGUGUCCCUUUUUAUAAAUAACUAUGCUGUGCAAAAUGAAUGUAGCUUUUUCUGUUAUCCCAUUGAUGCAAUUUUUUUAUUCAUAAGUAUCAUUUAUCAAAAUUGCACCAGCAAUACGUAUACCACAUUGGGGGAUUACCUUGAUAGUAUUUUAAAAGACAGAGAGAAUAGAGAACAAAAUGAAAUAAGCAAAAAUGCCUUUUUCAUUUUUAACAAAAAUGUGAGUAACAUUAAGGAGAGAUUAAAAAAUAUUUGUGAUGAGUGUUACGAGAUGGGCAAAUAUUAUUUCAAACCGAAUUUGAAGAAGGUCCAAAAUUUUUAUAAUCUUAAAUGUGUUAAGUUAUUCAAUUAUAUAAUCGAAAAUAAAAUUAUUUUUUCUGAUUAUGCUCAUACUGUAGAGGAGGAUAUUUUGAAGAAACACAAAGUUGAUAUGAACCUCCAUGUGAGUAGCAUAUCCAGAGUCAAAACUGCAAAAUUGAAACAAAUCGAUGUGUAUGGUGAAUAUAAAAAGCUGGUAGACUCAUAUGUCAUACAGUUUAAUAAAAAGUAUUACAAAUUUUGUGGAUCCAAUUUGAGGACUUUUGUUUGGCUAGUU
Molecule: messenger RNA, 843 nt
Organism: Plasmodium cynomolgi strain B
Lineage: Eukaryota; Apicomplexa; Aconoidasida; Haemosporida; Plasmodiidae
Exons: 1
Source: RefSeq, a predicted model, not a curated record